AUGGCAUCUUCAGAGCUGUUUGUGACGGAAGCCUCUCACCUGCGGCUUCUGCGUGUCCUGACUGUCUUCUUCUAUCAGCGCAUGUUUAGGGAGAAACUUCUUUCGCGGGAGGAGCUGGCCCUCCUCUUCCCCAACCUCCCAGAGCUGCUGAAGAUUCACAGUUCUCUGUCAGAAUCCAUGAAAACACUUCAAGAACAAGGGCCCAUCAUCCAUGAAAUUGGGCACUUCAUGCUUUCCCAGUUUGGUGGGCCUGCACGCGAAGAGAUCCAACACGUGGUCACUGACUUCUGUGUGAACCAGUCCAAGGCCCUGGAGCUGAUUGAAACCAAGCUGCAGAAGGACACUCGAUUCCGGCUCAUCAUUCAGGAAGCAGAGAGCAACUACCAAUGCCGCCACCAUCAACUGAAAGAUCUCAUUCUCUCCGAAAUGCAGCAGCUGACAAACUACCCUUUGCUGCUGGAUAAUAUUAUCAAACACACUGAUGGACAGUCCUCAGAGCACCAGAAGCUGUGCCAGGCUCGAGACCAAUGCCGGGAAAUCCUUCAGUGUGUGAAAGAGAUUGUGAAGAAGGCCGAAAACCAUCAUCGCCUGGAGACCUAUCAGAUGUGUUUGGACACCACGUCAUUGCAGUGGACCACCAAUGCACUGGCAGCAGAGUUCAAGAAUAUUGACCUCCGGAAUCAGUGCCUGAUCCACGAGGGCCCCUUGCGCUGGCGCCUGCGCAAAGACAAGACUGUGGAUUUGCACGUGUUGCUGCUGGAAAAUCUCCUGCUGCUCCUGCAGUGGAAGGAUGAGAGACUCGUUCUCAAGUGCCACAGGAAUAGGGUGUGGGGCUCCUCAGGCACUUGGCAAACGAUCAGCCCCGUCCUCAAGCUGAAUGUGGUGCUGAUCCGCUCUGUGGCCACAGAUCCACGAGCUGUAUUUGUCAUUUGCACAUCGGAAUUGGUACCCCAUCUGUAUGAGCUCGUUGCCUCAACACCUUCAGAAAAGAAUAUGUAAGAUUUCUUACCUGUU
Molecule: messenger RNA, 1014 nt
Organism: Lacerta agilis (Sand lizard)
Lineage: Eukaryota; Metazoa; Chordata; Lepidosauria; Squamata; Lacertidae
Product: rho guanine nucleotide exchange factor 11-like
Exons: 9
Coding region: 1-999 (332 amino acids)
Biological process (GO): G protein-coupled receptor signaling pathway
Cellular component (GO): cytoplasm
Molecular function (GO): guanyl-nucleotide exchange factor activity; G protein-coupled receptor binding
Source: RefSeq, a predicted model, not a curated record